AUGUCGGGCCGAGUUAGUAAUACGAAUGAAUAUAACAACGAAAUAGAUAUAAAAUACGAAAUGGGCACCAGUGAUAGAAAAGUUUAUGAAAAUUUAUUAGAAAUUCAAAAUACAUUAGAGGAAUCAUUUAAUUUAAUGAAACAACAUCUGACAACUCGACCGAUGGAACGACUAAGAAACAAAUACUUUAAAAUGCGGUACAAAAAUUAUGAGGACGCGUGGGAGUAUCGUGUCAAUAGAAAAAUACGUGUGUACCUAAUAGUAUAUCCGUCCGAACGACGUGUAUACAUAUUUGGUGCAGGUGCUCAUCCGAACGGAUCUGCUCCCACACCUCCUAAAUCAAAAAACAUUUUAUGGUCGCGAUUCUUAGUAGUUUGA
Adineta ricciae is the source of this 378-nucleotide messenger RNA. NCBI's taxonomy places the organism in Eukaryota, Metazoa, Rotifera, Eurotatoria, Adinetida, Adinetidae. The record is from the annotation of a GenBank genome assembly.